AUGUGUCACAUCCAUGAUUAUGAGGUGGAUAGAGGCAAUCAACAUCCCCUAGGUCUCCUGCAGGUGAUGAUGGCUCUAACUCGUGAUGGCCAACUUUACCCUAAUCUCGCAAAAGAAAGGGAUAACAGAGUAUGUCGAUUUGCAUUACUUGGAGACCUUGCAACGGUUUGUCCAACUCAUUUGCGCCCUCGCCUAGCUGAGUCACUUGAGGUUGCUCCUAAGCAACUGGGCUUAAUAAGUCACUGA
Lactuca virosa is the source of this 246-nucleotide messenger RNA. The record is from the annotation of a GenBank genome assembly. NCBI's taxonomy places the organism in Eukaryota, Viridiplantae, Streptophyta, Magnoliopsida, Asterales, Asteraceae.